Acanthosepion pharaonis is the source of this 534-nucleotide messenger RNA. NCBI's taxonomy places the organism in Eukaryota, Metazoa, Mollusca, Cephalopoda, Sepiida, Sepiidae. The record is from the annotation of a GenBank genome assembly.
AUGGCUGAUCUAUCUCAGUCUGUUUACAUCUAUUUAUCUCAGUCUAUUCGCAUCUAUCUAUCUAUCUAUCUCUAUAUCUAUCACAAUCUGCGGAUAUCUACCUAUCUAUCUAUCUAUCUAUCCAUUACAUUCACAUACGUGCUUAUACCAUUGGGAAAGUCUAUUAGCAUCUAUCUAUCUAUCUAUCUAUCUAUCUAUCUAUCUAUCUAUCUAUCUAUCUAUCUAUCACAAUCUGUUGAUAUCUAUCUAUCUAUCUAUCUAUCUAUCUAUCUAUCUAUCUAUCUAUCACAAUCUGUUGAUAUCUAUCUAUCUAUCUAUCUAUCUAUCUAUCUAUCUAUCUAUUACAUUCACUUACGAGCUAAUACCAUUGGGAAAGAUUUUUUUCCUUCCUGUUCUGUUCAUUCGUUUUUCAUUCUUCUCGGUGUCGUUUAUUCAUUUCUUUCAUCGUCUUUCACUUUUCAUUUCUAUUAUUUUCGUUACUUUUUCAUUCUUCUCAUCUUCAUUUUUUUCACUGUUUCUAUCUUCAUUCCUUGA